UCUUUUUGAUUUGCUGCCAAAGAUGAAAAAGUUGAGGGUACUAUCUUUGAAAAGAUACUACAUCACCCAUUUACCUGAUUCAAUUGGAGAUUUCAUACAUCUAAGAUAUCUUAACUUUUCUCAUACUAAGAUCAAAAGUUUGCCCGAGUCAACAAGCCAAUUAUUUAACUUGCAAACUUUGUUAUUAAAAGAUUGUUCUCUUCUCGUGAAGUUACCUUCCAACAUGAGAUUUUUGAUCAAUCUAUAUCAUCUUGAUACAAGUGGUCAAAAUUCAUUGGAAGAGAUGCCGUCAAGAAUGAGAGAGUUGAAAAAUCUCCUAAUGUUGUCUAACUUUAUUGUGGGGAAGGAAUCGGGCUCAAAUUUGGAAGAUUUGAAGAGCUUAUGUUUUCUUCAAGGAGAGCUUCACAUUUCCAAAUUAGAGAAUGUGAAUAAUGUCAGGCAAAUAGGUGGGCUCAUAUUAAGCAAUAAAAAAGACUUAAAAGUGUUGUCAUUAGAGUGGGGAUCCAAAUUUGAUGGCUCACGAGUAGAAAGAGAAGAAAAUGAUGUGCUUGAAAUAUUGAAACCUCAUAGCAAUCUAGAAAAACUAGAAAUUAGAUUCUAUGGUGGUUUAGAAUUUCCAUCUUGGUUAAGCACUUCAUCAUUGCUCUCUAAAUUGACGGUCCUUAAAUUAAAAAAUUGUAAAAAUUGCACAAGCUUGCCUUCAGAAAAUCUAUUGAGCUCACUUAAAGAGUUAGUCAUCGAAGGGAUGCCAAAACUAGAAAAAAUAAAUAUGCGAAUUCCUUGCAAUUCAUUAGAGGUUCUUCAUUUUAUGAAUUUGCAAACAUGUCAGUAUUGGGACACCAAAGGGGAAAAUGAGAAUGUUGAAAAUUUCCCAGAACUUCGUGAGCUUUCCAUUACUGAAUGUCCUAAACUUAUCAUAGAAAUGCUUGAUCAUCUUCCCUCAUUGGAAAAACUUCAUAUUGAAAAGUGUGCAAAGUGGACCGUUUCAUUCUCAAGUUUUCCAAAGCUCGCCUAUUUAACAAUUGAUGAGUGCGAGGAAGUGGUGUGUACUGGUAGUUCUACGGAGUUCAUGUCACCUGAGUCUGAAUCUCUUCCAAACAUUGUAGGAUCUGAAAAUUGGUUGAGUCAAGGUUUCAGUUGUGUUGAGAAGCCACUAAAAUGGAGUCAUAGCCUCACCUCUCUUAAAAGCUUAUCUAUAGCAAAUUGUGGUAUCUCAUUUCUAAACACCAUUUUUCUUCCCAAUUUGAGUGAUCUUCACAUUAGAAAUUGCGAGGCUCUGAAAUCUUUGCCGAAAAGAUUGAAGCAAAACAACAUAGAAAGUCUGACAAUUGAUUAUUGUGAUUCUCUAUUAUUCAUUGCAAGAAACACACUGCCUUCCUCUCUAAAAAGCCUUAGUAUAUGGAGUUGUAAGAAAUUAAAACAUUUGGAGGGUAUCAGUUCUAUUCUUCUCAAGGAGUUGGAUAUUUACAAUUGCGAGUCUCUAUUAUUCAUUGCAAGAAACACACUACCUUCCUCUCUAAAAAGCCUUGAGAUAAGGAGUUGUAAGAAAUUACAACAUUUGGAGGGUAUCAGUUCUACUCUUCUCGAGUACUUGUUUAUUUCCAAUUGCGAGUCUCUCACGUGCCUAUCAUCACGAGCAUUGUUGCCUAAGACACUCAAAAGUCUUUAUAUUAAUACGUGUCAAAAUCUCACAACAUUAUUAUCAACAAGGUGGUGCGUACAUGAAUCACUUGAGACCCUCCAUAUUGUGAAUUGUCCAAAUCUAAAGUCACUAGAAGGGGCAUUUAACAAUAACCCCCGUCUUCAAGAUGUACGUUUAGUGGGUCUUCAAAAUCUUGAAUCCAAUACAUUGUUCGGCCUACAGAAUCUCACCUCUCUUAAAGAUCUUGAAAUUAAGGGAUUUGAAGAUUCAGAGCUUAUUCUAUCGGAGGACCAACGAAUGCCCACUUCUCUUGAAUCUUUGAAGAUCUCUAAUUUCGCACCGUUCAGAUCUGUUUCAGAUUUGGGCACAUUGACCUCUCUUACAGACUUGAAAAUUGAGGAUUCCCCAAAUCUCAAGUCAAUUCCAGACCUCGGAAGCCUCGUAUCACUUAAAAGCUUUUGGAUAGAGAGUUGCCCAAAGAUCAAAUUAAUUCCAGAUCUGGGAAGCCACACCUCCAUUGAAGAAUUCAUAAUUUGGAGUUGCCCAAAUCUCAAAUCAAUUGCAUGCCUGGGAAGCCUCACUUCUCUUCAAACCUUGGAUAUCGAGUGUUGCCCAAAGCUCAAAUCCUUGCCAAGCCCGCCACCUUCAGUUCUGAAAUUAAGGAUCUCGACAUGUCCAUCACUAAAAAAACAGUGGAGAAGAGGUAAAGGGAAGUAUUGCUCAAUGUUAGCUCACAUCCCUAAUGUUCAAAUAGAUGGAACAUUCAUCUUCAAUUCAAAGGCGGAAGAAAGAGAAUGGAGCUGGCAUUAUUGAAUAGAAAGCACGCAGUCAGAUGUCAAGAUAAUCGUCAAGGAGACAAUUACAGUGGUACUUUGUACAGGUAAUUUAUGCAACUUGUGUUGAUUAGAUUAACCUCUUGAAUUUGAUACCUUGAAUAUCUUAUCCUUGCUUUACAUAUAGAGUCUAUCAAAUUUUGUGCUCAAACAAGGAUUGGCGGUUCUAAUCGUGGCAUCUUUUAACUAAAUAAAGUGAACUUAAAUGCUUAUACAUAUGUAUAUUUUAUUCAUUAUUGUUUGAUUCUUUUCG
Pistacia vera is the source of this 2728-nucleotide messenger RNA. Its product is annotated as putative disease resistance protein At3g14460. The record is from RefSeq and is a predicted model, not a curated record. Gene Ontology annotation, molecular function: protein binding. NCBI's taxonomy places the organism in Eukaryota, Viridiplantae, Streptophyta, Magnoliopsida, Sapindales, Anacardiaceae. The transcript has 2 exons. Bases 23 to 2455 code for a protein of 810 amino acids.